Molecule: messenger RNA, 3010 nt
Organism: Doryrhamphus excisus (bluestripe pipefish)
Lineage: Eukaryota; Metazoa; Chordata; Actinopteri; Syngnathiformes; Syngnathidae
Product: nucleobindin-2-like
Cellular component (GO): extracellular exosome; endoplasmic reticulum-Golgi intermediate compartment
Molecular function (GO): calcium ion binding
Source: RefSeq, a predicted model, not a curated record
AACCAAUGAAAAUAAGCCUUUUACCACACGGGGCCCGCCCACAAGCCGACUAACAAGCUAACUUGCCGAUUUGAGCUCCUGUUGAAGAAGCGGCGGUAGAGAUUUAAUCCAUCAAAUGGCGUUUAACAGUCGUAGUAACGGCAAAAUGUGGUGGAAUCCUGUCCUACUCAUCAACUGGGUUCUGGUACUUGGCCAGUUCUUAAAUGUGGAUGCGGUUCCUAUCAGUAUUGACAAAACCAAAAUCAAAGAACCAGACAUAAAAACUGAAGCAGCUCCGGCCAGUGUGGACACGGGCCUCCAUUAUGACCGCUACCUCAGGGAAGUCAUUGAUUUUCUGGAAAAAGAUCAACAUUUCAGAGAAAAACUUCAUAAUACAGACAUGGAGGACAUCAAGCAAGGUAAAUUAGCCAAAGAGCUGGACUUUGUCAGCCACCACGUCAGAACAAGUCUGGAUGAGUUGAAGAGGCAGGAAGUGAACCGACUCCGAACCCUGAUUAAGGCUCGGCAUGACAAGGAAGGUGGAAAUGACAUUGCGGUGGACCACCAGGCUCUGUUGAAACAGUUUGAAUACUUGAACCACAUGAAUCCACACACGUUUGAAGUGGACGACCUGGAUCGCCUCAUCAAAUCGGCCACCAACGACCUGGAGAACUUCGACAAAGAGCGUCACGAGGAGUUCAAGAGGUAUAAAAUGAUGAAGGACCACGACAGACGGGAGCACCUGAUGACGCUGGACGAGGAGCAACGCAAGCAAGAGGAGGAGCACUACGAGGAGCUGAGGAAAAAACACGCCGACCACCCCAAAGUCAACCACCCGGGAAGCGAGAAUCAACUCAAGGAAGUUUGGGAGGAAACCGAUGGCUUAGAUCCCGAGGAUUUUGACCCUAAAACGUUUUUUAAUUUGCACGACACCAACGGAGACGGGUUCUUUGACGAACAAGAACUGGAGUCGCUGUUCACUAAGGAGCUGGAGAAGAUCUACGAUCCCACCAACGAGGAAGACGACAUGGUGGAAAUGGAGGAGGAGCGUUUACGCAUGCGGGAACACGUCAUGAACGAGGUGGAUUCCAACAGAGACCGUCUGGUCUCCUUAGACGAGUUCCUGACCGCCACCAACAAGAAGGAAUUCUUGGAGCCCGACAGUUGGGAGACGUUGGAGCAGAACCAGGCCUACACGGACGAGGAGAUGAGGGAAUUCGAGGAGCACCUCGCUCGGCAGGAGCAGGACCUCCACCAUAAGGCCGCCGACCUCCAGAAGCAGCGAGACGAGCUGGAGAGACAACAGGAGCAGCUCAACGCGCAGAAAAUGGAGUUGCAGCAGGCUGUGGAUCACAUGGAACAGCUCAAGGCUCAAAAACUCCAACCCCCUCCUGAGGUCCAAGUUGAAGGAAACGACAUCCCAGAGAUCCACCAUCAAGACACGCUCCUCGUCCACGAACAGCAGCAGCAGCCCGACGAAGCCCCGCCUCAUCAAGACUCGUCUCUGGACCGCGACCAGCCAGGACAGGAUUUGCCACCAGGACACCAGGAAAUACCACAAGGAGAGAACCACCAGCCGUGAAGCCCAUGGCUGGCCGUUCUCCUCCACCGUGAUGAUGACGAUGAUGAUGAUGACGGUUGGUGCUUAGGAACACGCUCAGGACAGACCAUGAACACACCGUGCAGCGACGCCAUGGAUUUACCAGGACGACCACCAAUCACGGAGAAGCAUUUUAUAAACAUUGAGGGAAUCAGGGAAUUACCCACAACAUUUUUUUUUUUUUUUUUUAAACGCACAGGUGAGAUUGCCUGUCCUGUGCGGGUGAGCAAAUCAAGCGCUCCUCCAAUCUCCUGCCUGUGAUCGUUUUAACGCUCCAUCGUCGCUUCCCCCUGAGCUCACUUGUAAACAAACAUUCACUUGAAAAGGAAGAACUUGGUGGAAAAUGCUCCAUGGCGGGGCCGGGCGGGGGGGUUGUUGGGGGGUUUGGCGGGGAACGCCAGCGCUGCGGCGUUUGAAAAAAGUGAAAAAGAUUACCAGGAGACCUAUGUGGCGUCACACCAGCGUGUGCCCGAAUACGGUGCACCUUGCUGGGCUACGCCAGCGGCCUUCUCCUGCUCUAUACUCUGGUUCCCCUGAUAGUAGUAAUGUCAUAUUUGAUUAGGUACACUAAAUUUGAGUCUGUCUUACCUCCCAGAUGUGGAUCUAUCAUUUUAAUCUUGGGAAACAGAAAGUUAUCGGUGUCCGUUUGGGGGGGGGGCGGAUGCCAGCGCGGCCGUGUUUGAAAAAAAGUGAAAAAGGUUAACCAGGAGACCACACCAGCUGCACACCAGCGUGUGCCCGAAUACGGUGCACCUUGCUGGGCUACGCCAGCAGCCUCCUCCUGCUCUAUACUCUGGUUCCCCUGAUAGUAGUAAUAUUAGGGAAUUAAUAUGGAAUAUUGCGCAUUGCUUUUUCUGUCAUGUUAAUGAGCAACCUCAGUAUGCCCAAGUGUACCAAAUUUAGACUCGUCUUUCAAUGAAUUUAAUGACUUUUAAAGGACGUUUUCAAGUAAAAACAUGCUAGCACCAUUUCAUAAUGUAUAUACAGCUUUACAUUUCAAGUUUUUACUUAUUGAACAUUUCUUGAUUUGAUUAUAAAUGAUCAUUUUUAACUUGACUAAAACAAAAAGAUAUUUUUAUCGGACUGCCAAGAAUUAGCAUUGGGAGUUUUUUUGGGGGAUUUGGGGUGGAUCGUUUGGGCAAUAAAUUUGGUUUCCGUCACCUCAUCCCGACCACUUUAUAAGGAUAGUUGUCAAGUUUCUGUUUGUGUGCUUUUAGGUUGACAAAUUUUGACUUGACUUGAUCCCCCCGCUCCCCAAACAGCUUUUGUUUUUUUUUCUGUGCCGAGGUUUUGUUUGGCGAAUGACUGCAUAAUUAAAGUUUGCACAAUACAUUAUGUACACGUGGUUGUGAUAUUGCUCGCUGCUGGAUGGAAUUCCCAUUGUAUGUCGCUUUAAUGCCGCCGUUCCAAGUUAAUAAACCAGAGUACAAA